Prunus mume (Japanese apricot) is the source of this 1569-nucleotide messenger RNA. RefSeq lists its product as uncharacterized. Gene Ontology annotation, cellular component: nucleus. Lineage: Eukaryota; Viridiplantae; Streptophyta; Magnoliopsida; Rosales; Rosaceae. Gene Ontology annotation, molecular function: sequence-specific DNA binding; DNA-binding transcription factor activity, RNA polymerase II-specific. Gene Ontology annotation, biological process: positive regulation of DNA-templated transcription. The record is from RefSeq and is a predicted model, not a curated record.
CAAGGGAAGAUUCUCUCUUUCUCUCUCCCAAUGUUUUAAAAUUUCUGGCCUUCACAAGUUCCCAACCAUAGAAGCAAAAGCUGUAGCCAAGGGGUGAAAAAAAAUAAAAUCCCAGAGUAGCAAAAGCUUCUCCUGCCGGCUUCUUCUUCUUCAUCUUCAUCGUCUUCAUAGAAACCCAAGAUGUCACCGUUCUCUGCUUGAUUGUCUGUUUCUUCAUCUGAAGCCGUUUGCUUCCACUACUUGUUCUCAGUCACUGAGUGAUGGGUGUGAGCUCUACUCUCUCUCAGACUUUCCACAUUACAGUAAUUCUCACAAGAAGCUCUUUUUGCCGUAAUCAUUAGAUUGAAGCCAACACAUGUGCCCCUGAGAAUUCAAUCUCACACAACAUUGAUAAAUACAUAAAACACAUAAAUAUAUGUCGGGUGGGAAACUCUACAGUGCUUCAGACAUGAAUGUUAUUUUUCAAAACGAAAAGCUCCCUUGCUCUUCUGACGUUCUUGAGUCUAUUUGGGUUCCCACUUCUUCCUCCUCUUUUCAUGUUCCUCUCUGUAAACAAAAUGGGGAGACUUUCAUCAAUAGAAGAAAGAUAGAGAAAACCCCACCGAGUUCAAAUUCAGUGGUUAAUUUUGAAAGUGCAAGUGGAGAAGACUCCUUGGAUAGGUCAUUCUUCCGACCGAUUGAUAAAGAAAAUGGGGAUGACGAUUAUGAUGCAAGCCUUAAUCAACCAGGAAAGAAAAGGCGGCUUACGGUGGAUCAAGUUCAGUUUCUGGAGAAGAACUUUGAGGUAGAAAACAAGCUUGAACCAGAGAGGAAGGCCCAACUUGCAAAAGAACUUGGCUUGCAGCCUCGCCAAGUUGCAAUUUGGUUUCAAAACCGGCGAGCGAGGUUUAAGAACAAACAGCUGGAGAAGGAGUAUGACUCAUUGAAAGCUAGCUUUGACAAGCUCAAGGCUGAUCAUGACAAUCUCCUCAAGGAGAACGGAAGUUUGAAGAAUGAGAUUGAUUCCCUCAAGGACAUGUUGAUUUUGAAAGAUAAAGGAAAGCCUGGAAAAAGAAAUUUGGAGUUGCAUGAUGCAAACAAUAUUAUUUUAUCCGAUGUAAAGCCCCAAAGUGCAACUCCAAAUGCAGCUUCUGAUAAUGUGCCAAUGGUGGUAUGCAAGCAAGAGGAUGCAAGUUCUGCCAAAAGUGAUGUUUUUGACUCAGAUAGCCCGCAUUGCACUGAAAACCAUUCUUCGUUGUUAGAGCCUGCUGAUUCUUCUCAUGUCUUUGAACCAGCUGAACAGUCGGAUUUCUCACAAGAUGAAGAUGAUGAUCUCAGCAGGACCCUUUUGCCCCCACCCUACUUCUUAAAACUUGAAGAUAGCUGCUAUGAUGAGCCGCCUGCAAGUUCUAGUAAUUUUGUGUUCCCAAUGGAAGAUCAGCAGCCCUUUUGUUUCUGGCCUUACUGAGAGAGAGAUUAUCAUGUUUCACGUUGACAGACUGCUAUAUUUCUCUCUGAUGAAAUGUGAAGUUCUCAGUUGUAAUUAUGGUUAAGUUAACUAGCAAUAAAUCCAAUUAUUUUGUCCGUUCA